This is a messenger RNA of Darwinula stevensoni, 408 nucleotides long. NCBI's taxonomy places the organism in Eukaryota, Metazoa, Arthropoda, Ostracoda, Podocopida, Darwinulidae. The record is from the annotation of a GenBank genome assembly.
AUGGAGUACGCGAAACUGACCUCAAACUCAGAAGGUGCUGCUGCAAAACGACGUGGAAAGACUGCAGAUUCUUCUCAAAAUAGCAAGUCACAAGCCACAGCCCAUGAUGAAAAUGAAGAAUCUGAGGAUGAGUCGUCCUCAAGCGAAGCAAGUUCAACCCAGAAAUCCCAGAAAAAGCGAAAGGGAGAUGCGGCAUUGGGGAAUAAGGCACAUCCAACAAAGAAACGUGCUAAAACAGAUCGUACUUCUGUGGACUGUACGGAUGCUUCAGAAGGAGCAAGAAAACGUGGUCCCCGAAAUUCUUUAAGCGAGGGCAUCACGGACACUUUACUCCUCCUUGAGCGGGCCGCAGUAAUCCUCCAUGGUGCGAACAUUGAGGGCGACAUUUACCAGAUCCGUUUAAGCUAA